Messenger RNA from Haemonchus placei, 885 nucleotides. The record is from the annotation of a GenBank genome assembly. Lineage: Eukaryota; Metazoa; Nematoda; Chromadorea; Rhabditida; Trichostrongylidae.
AUGUCGUCUGGAGCGGAUUUCGCCCGGAAGGGCUCGCUUACAUUCGCUAUCAUAUUGUCUGUGAUUGCCAUGGGGCUAAGCAUCGCAGCCAUAUUAACACCCAGCUGGCAGGUGGUGAAUCUGCGUGAGUACAAUUCGAUCCACGAGCACGGACUAUGGCUCGAUUGCACGCGGCACAGUCGUGAUGGAAACCAUAUUUUGCAACGAUAUGCAACCGUAACCGAGCCACUACACUGUGUGUACAAGUUCGAUUACGACAAAUACUCAGGCACGUUCGACCUCGAAGAUGACAACAGCCCAGUCGGCGAGGUGAAUCGGCACAAGUUCUAUGGAUGGCAUACAGCGACGUUGAUUUUACUCGGAUUCGCUUUGAUUACGACGUUUUUGUCGAUCUGCCUCGGAAUGUGCGCAUGUUGCUACGGUUCACUCAGCCUUGUCUUCACCGCCGCCACACUCCUCUCCACCUUCCUUUCAUCCGUUGCUGUAGGCAUAUUCUUCUUCUACUCACACCGUGCCGAUAAUCGUUUCAUUAAAGGAAUUGUGGGGACAUACGAGCAAAGAGUCGGCAUAGCCUUCUUCCUUGAAAUGGCUGCCGCUUUUGUUCAUUUCAUCGCUUUCCUUGUUUCUAUGGUUUCCACCUAUUUCUCUUUUGCCGCGUCCAAAGACGCUCCAGAUCACUAUAGCCUUCAGCGUAGUUCGCGAACGAAUAUCACGAACAUAGGCAGAUCGAUGGAGUUCGAUGCACCGUUGAUGUAUCAAUCAUCACAGACCCCUCAGUCGAUCAUACGACAACCCUACUCAAAACAGGAAGAGUAUGAUCGAACAGUAGCUGAAAGCAUGCCCGAAUUGGGAAUGAACAGGUCAGAUCUGUUUGAUCUAGUAUGA